Gracilinanus agilis (Agile Gracile Mouse Opossum) is the source of this 2271-nucleotide messenger RNA. RefSeq names its product peroxisomal biogenesis factor 14 (gene PEX14). Gene Ontology annotation, molecular function: signaling receptor binding. Gene Ontology annotation, biological process: protein import into peroxisome matrix, docking. The transcript has 9 exons. Bases 813 to 1991 code for a protein of 392 amino acids. Gene Ontology annotation, cellular component: peroxisomal membrane; peroxisomal importomer complex. Lineage: Eukaryota; Metazoa; Chordata; Mammalia; Didelphimorphia; Didelphidae. The record is from RefSeq and is a predicted model, not a curated record.
GACACCCCACCCAUGGAGUUCUUUGAAAGGCUAAGAUUCCUGGAGUACAGCCUUUCCCAGUGUCUGUGGCCUUGGAAUGUCACAGGCUGGGCCUUUAAGUCUUGGCUACUUUAGGCAGCAGUGCAAUUGAUAUUAAGUAUCCUGGAAGAUAUCUGACAUUCUUGGCACUGGAAGCCUUUGUAGAACCCAUUGAGUUUAAGCAUUUUACCUCUCUUCCCUUUGCCAUAUAAGACACACAUGCCCUUGAUUGCUUUUGCGAAAGCCUCAAUAUCUGCUUCUCCUUUGACCUUCUUUCCACAGAUGUUGGAGGUGGUAUUGCAUCAUAGCAGGCUGCCUGGGGUGUGGGGAGCCGCUAGUAAAGGUUCACUCCUAUUGAUAGGUUCCCACAUUGGAGGUGCUAGAGAGAAGUGCUGUUGGUAGCCACUGUCCUCAGGCUUUGCCUCAAAGUCCCUUUAACUUGGUGUCUUCCCAAUCCUUAGUCAUCUCCUUGCUAUGGAGAAGUGAUGAGAUCUCACUUUGGAAAAUCAUGAUCUAGCAGGGUGACCCUGGGCAAGUCAUUGAACCUCUAUUGCCUAGCCUUACCACUCUUCAGUCUUGGAACUAAUACUUAGUAUUGAUUUUAAGAUAGAAGGUAAGGGUUUAAAAAAAAAGAAAAAGAAAAAAAUCAUAGCCCAUGUCCAUAUCCAUGGAACUGGAUGAUCUGACCUGGUCUUCUCAGUCAAAAUACAGUAAGGUUGUUUGGACCAUCAGUCUGCAUUUGAACUUGAGACAUUGCUGUUGAGGGUCAGAAUAGUUGAUAGCAGGAUGACUUAAUGGAUAGAGUAGUUUCUCUCAGUGACUCCCAACAGAGUAGGGCUGGACCUGGAGUGGAGAAGACUGAAGCCUUCCUCAAAAGGCCUGGCUCUACCCCAGAAAAUGAAAAUGUGGUGCCUCGGGAACCUCUUAUUGCCACUGCAGUCAAGUUUCUACAGAAUUCCCGGGUACGCCAAAGCCCACUUGCAACCAGAAGGGCAUUUCUUAAGAAAAAAGGACUGACAGAUGAAGAGAUUGACUUGGCUUUCCAACAGUCGGGCACUGCUGCCGAUGAGUCCCAGUCCUUGGGCCCUUCCACCCAGAUGGUGCCCCUCCAGCCCCCUCACCUCAUUCCUCAGCCAUACAACUCUACAGGUUCUAGAUGGCGAGAUUAUGGGGCUCUGACUAUCAUUAUGGCAGGGAUCGCCUUUGGCUUCCACCAGCUCUACAAGAAGUACCUGCUCCCUCUUCUCAUGGGAGGCAAGGAGGACAGGAAACAACUUCAGAGAAUCGAGGCGAAUAUUUCGGAGAUGAGCGGCAGCAUGACGCAGACAGUGACUCAGUUACAGGCGACAUUAGCUUCUGUCCAAGAAAUACUGAUCCAGCAGCAACAGAAAAUCCAAGAUCUUACCCAGGAACUGGCUGCCUCCAAGGCCACCACGUCUACUAACUGGAUCCUGGAGUCACAGAAUAUAAAUGAACUCAAGUCUGAGAUUAACUCCUUGAAAGGGCUCCUCCUGAACCGGAGGCAGUUCCCGCCGUCCCCGUCGGCCCCCAAGAUCCCCUCGUGGCAGAUCUCGGUGAAGUCGUCGUCGCCCUCCAACCCCACCGUGGCCAACCACAACAGCAGCAGCGACAUCUCCCCCGUCAGCAACGAGUCGGCGUCGUCGUCGCCCGUGAAGGAGAACCACAGCCCGGAGGGCGCGCAGGGCACCUACCACCUGCUGGGGCCCGAGGAGGAGGCCGAGGCGGUCAUCGACGUGAAGGGCCAGGUGCGCAUGGAGGUGCAGGGCGAGGAGGAGCAGCGCCACGACAAGGACGACGACGACGACGACGACGACGAGGACGCCGGCCGCGGAGACCAGGCCUGCCUGGCCGUGCAGACCGAGGACCGCCGAGGGGGCGACGGGCAGAUCAACGAGCAGGUGGAGAAGCUGCGCCGGCCGGAGGGGGCCAGCAACGAGAACGAGAUCGACUAGGCCCGCCGCCCCCUGCAGCCCCCGCCCUGCCGGCCCCGCUUCUCCCCCUCCUUCCACCCAGCCUGGCCUCUGAGAUGGGCCGGGCGCAGCCCGGGGGGGCCUCUGCUGGGCUCCGGAGGCGUCCGCGGCCGCCUCUCCGCCUGCUCGGGGUGGCCUCAUCAUGUUCUCAGGCCGCCCGGAGGGGCGCCGCGGCCCAGCCCGUCUGUGUGAUCAUGUAGAGAUUCAGACUAUGAGACGCGACUGUACAUACGUGUAAUAAAUAGGAGUUGCCACUAUUUAA